Podarcis lilfordi (Lilford's wall lizard) is the source of this 8660-nucleotide messenger RNA. The record is from the annotation of a GenBank genome assembly. NCBI's taxonomy places the organism in Eukaryota, Metazoa, Chordata, Lepidosauria, Squamata, Lacertidae.
CGGAGCAUCGCGCACCAAUGGCAUCCCGAGAAGGCGGAGCAGGAGAGGUUUAUGGAUUACUUCCGGCAAGGGAUACCUUCAGUUUUGGACAGCAGCUGAAAGGCCCCCUAACAGCUGGUCCCUGCUGGAACACGGGUCACAAGAAAUCUUCACUGGCUCCGGGUCCGCUGACCUUGAAAGCCCUAAAUGGUCUCAGCCCAGUAGAAGGGAAGGAGCGUCUCCACGUCCAUCGCUCAGCCCGGACACUGAGGUCCAGCUCCGAGGGUCUUCUGGCAGGUCCCUCAUUGCGAGAAGUGAGGUUACUUCUCGGUUGUCGUGACUGCCCUGUGGAACGCCCUCCCACCAGAUGUCAAGGAGAUAAACCAUCAUACGACCUCCCUAGACGCCUGAAACGCCUCCCCCGCCCCGUGGAUGUUGCAGGAAAGUAAAUGAAAAUCCCGGUGGAGGACAAAGAGGUAAAGGGGUCGCGGGGGGGGGAGAGGAGAGGGGAGAAAAGUACCCAGAGACCCCUGACAGCUCCCCAAAGCGCCUUCCGUGGGCCCCGUCGGCAGUGAUGCGAAGGGGGCUUUUCUCGGCCCCUUAGGCGCCUUGGCAGGGGCGGGCAUGGGGCCCUCGCUCAGGGGGUACCCAUGAGGACCCCCUCGCCCCGUGUCUCCCGCGCAGGCAUCCCCGGAGCGCUGGGGGCUCCGUGCAGAGAGAGGUGGGCCACGAACGGGUUAACGGGCAGGAGGAAUAGAGACGCCCCUGCCCCUCCCCUGCUUCUCUUGGGGGGGCGCCUCCGGCUGGAGAGAUGGGGGCGCAGGGUGUGAGAUUAGCGGAGCCAAGGGAGCCUCUGGAUGCAGGGGAGACUCUGGAGAGAGGGAGGGGGUCAAGGAAGUGGGGGAGAGGAAGGGGAGCAUCCCUGGGGCAGGGAAGGGCAGCAUUGGCGGGGGGGGGGGAGAGAUAGGAAGGACAGUCUAUGGGGGGGGGUCUCCAUCGUGGCAGCCGCGGGGGAUCUCUGGUAGGACAGCCUUGGCUUCUCCCUCCCUCCCAGGAAUGGGCCCCCCCUUCAAGGCAACCAAAGGGAUCCCUGGAAAGUGGGGGUCCUGUCCCCCCACCCCUUCCUUCCUGCAAGCUCCAUCCUCUUCCCACCCCAUAAGCCCCUGCCCUGUCCGGACGCAGCGCUUCUGCCCAGUCCACCCAUUGGUCCCCCUGGAGAGGAGAGGAAAUCCCGAGAGGAAGAGAGGAGGGGGGAGGCCUUCUCAGAAGCGGCUCUUUGUUUCCGCAAUCCCACCCAGGAAGCAGCCAGAAACCUUUUCCUCUCUCUCAGGCUUCCAUCUUUAUUGUCUUUUCCACCGCCUGCUUCAUUGAGGAUGAGGAUAAUGUACACCUCUCAUCAGAAACGGGUGCAGAGUCCAUGAAAUGGCUCUCAGGGUUGAUUUAGAAGCUGCACCUCAAAAGCAUUCUGUUCCUCUUCUUCUUUGUAGGCAAUGUCAGAGUGACUGACGAGCUGAGAUACAAUCCUUCAGCAUCCAAUGAAAGUGACUGCAUGAAUCAUCCCAGUCAAAGGACCCAUUUUCAUGAUAGACAGUGCCUGUGGCUGGAGGCUCUACACACCGGGUUUGCCUGUGGAGGCCAGAGACUUCCAGUAUUAGCACAGGUGAGGUGUGUGACCUCCCCAAAUUUACAGAAUGUAUAUGAAUGAGAUUUCCUGGGUGGGAUUAUAGUUUAUGGCAACCCUGUGAUUUUCUCCACCCAUAACAUUUUAUGAGCUGAUAUAGCAGUACGAGCUCCAAAAUAACUUUAAAAAACCCCACAAGAUCAUCAUCAUCAUCGUCGUAUUUAUACCCCCGGGCCUUAGUUUGCUUCCCCAUGAUCUAGAGAAAAUACCAGCUUUGAAUCAUACAGAGUAAAACUACCAGAACCUUCUUGAACCGAUAGGUUAGGAAUUAUCGCUAUACGUUAGAUCUGUACUUUUCUAUGCCUGAGAAAUGCAACCAUGACACUGGGAAUGUUCAGGGAUGCAGGAGAGGAUAUAUUGUUUGAUUAUAUCCUUUCCAACUUGUGCUAACAAAUUGUACAAUUUAGCAGAGUAACAUUCCCCCUUUUAAACUUACAGCGGAUGAAUUUGCUCUAAAGCCUCUAAAAUAAGUUUCUUUGGUAAUUUCCCCUUUAGUCCCUCAUAAAAAGAUAAGACAUGACACAGUCUUCUAUAAAAGUAUAAAAAGAGUUUACUCACACAUUCUGUUCACAAAUGGAUCCCAGAAGGCAGACUUAGGUUACAAAAGUUACAAACACCUGGAAACUAUCCCAUAAGGAGACAGCCCAAAUGAGCAUCUUAGGCUAAGCAGAUGUUGCUUCUUUGACGAAUGUAAUCAGAGAGAGAUGCCUGACCAGUCCUGCUCUUUUGUUACCUGGGCAGGUGAGGUCGCACCCACUUCUAGUCACAUGCAGAAGAAGUCUGUCCCAGCCUAGGAGAAAUUGGAAGUUCCGACUGGCUGGUCCAGACAUCCCCUUUUAUUUCCACUCUAGGGAUGUUGUACUUGACUGUUCUUGUGUUUCACAUUCCACAGACACUUUAAAAGUCAGCACCAACCGUUUGAAUUGUGCUCGGAAAUGCACUGGGAGCCAGGGAAGAUACUUUAGAAAUAGUGUUAUGUGGUCUUAGUGGCUGCUCCCAGUAACUAGUCUAGCUCCCCCAUUCUGGAUUAGUUGCAGUUUCAGAGUCACCUUCAAAGGUAGCCCCAUGUAGAGCAGCUGGCAGUACUCCAAGCAGGAGAUAACCAGAGCAUGCACCACUCUGGCCAGACGGUCUGCAGGCUAGUUGGGUCUCAUCCUGUGUACCAGAUGGAGCUGCCAGACAGCUGCCCUGGACACAGAAUUGAUCUGUGCCUCCAUGGACAGCUGUGAGUCCAAAAUGACUCCCAGGCUGCACACCUGGUCCUUCAGGGGCACAGUUACCCCAUGAGGACCAGGAAGGCCCCCACCCUCCCCCAGGGACAGUAUUUCUGUCUUGUCAGGAUUCAACCUCAAUGUGCUAGCCGCCAUCCAUCCUCCAACCACCUCCAGGCACCAGCACAGGGCAUUCACCACCUUCACUGGUUCUGAUUUAAAUGAGAAGAAGAGCUGGGUAUCACCCACAUACUGGUGAACACCCAACCCAAACCCCCUGAUGAUCUCUCCCAGUGGCUGCAUAUGGAUAGUAAAAAGCAUAGGGGAGAGGAAGGAGCCCUGGGGCAGCCCACAAGUAAGCAUCCAGAGGUCUGAACACCACUUUCUGGACAUGGCCCAGGAGGAAGGUGUCGUGAAUUCCUCGCGCUUUUUAGCGAAACGCUCAGAGUCCCAGGUUUCUUUUCAGUGCAGUCUUUUUAAUGUGAGCUAUAUACAAGUAUUUACAAAAACAGUCCAUACAGAGUACCUGCUCCUUUUGGCAAACGAAUACUCUCCACCGCAGCACCACCACACCUCAGCACAACCACCACAACUUACUGUUGAGCAGGCUUUCCUUUUAAAACAGGUGAUAGCCAAUCACAUCCCUGCUGAGUCACUCUGACCCAGCACUUCACAGAGUAUUGCAUCAGCCUGUUGAAGCCUGCAGACUUACUCAACAUCCUGCGAAUCCCAACAGAAGGAGGGGAACCACUGCAUAACAGGGCCCCCAGCUUCCCAAGAUUGUCCAGAAGGAUACCAUGGCCAAAGGUCUCCAAAGCUGCUGAGAGAACCAGGAAAGAGCUUCCCCCUCAGCCUCUGGCCCGUCGGAGAUCAUCAACCAGCACAACCAGGGCAAUUUCAGUCCCAUGAUGAGGCCUGAAUCCCCAUUGGAAGGAUCAUGGUGGCAGAAGCUUUCCUGGUCCUGCAACCCCAAAACUUCCAGCCACAAUACGUUUAUUAGCUUUCAAGGUCCCACCUGAUACACUGUGGUCUUUUCUUCGAAAAACAAAUAUUUUGAAUACCGUACUUUUCGCCCCAUAGGACGCACUGGCCCAUAGGAUGCACCAAGUUUUUUUGGGGGGGGAAAUAAAGGGGAAAAACAUUAUUCCCCCCCAGGUGCUUGUGGGGCAGGCAGCGGGGAGAAGUGCUCUUCUCCCCACCGCCCGCCUGCAGACCAGGUCUGGGGACAGCGGGAAGACGCGCUGCGCCUCCCCGCUGUCCCCGGAGCUUGUGGGGCUGGCGCUGCGGCUCUCCUGAAGCCUGGAGAGCGAAAGGGGUCGGUGCACACCGACCCCUCUCGCUCUCCAGGCUUCAGCGAAAGCCUGCAUUCACCUCAUAGGACGCACACACAUUUCCCCUUCAUUUUUGGAGGGGAAAAAGUGCGUCCUAUAGGGUGAAAAAUACGGUACUUUUACAGUGCCGUAUGAUGUAAAUAUGGGACGCAGGUGGCAUUGUGGGUUAAACCACAGAGCCUAGGACAUGCCAAUCAGAAGGUUGCCGGUUCAAAUCUCCACGGCGGGGUGAGCUCCCAUUGCUCAGUCAUGCUCCUGCCAACCUAGCAGUUCGAAAGUACCUCAAAGUAUAAGUAGAUAAAUAGGUACCGCUCUGGCGGGAAGGUAAACGGCGUUUCCGUGCGCUGCUCUGCUUCACCAGAAGCGGCUUAGUCAUGCUGGCCACAUGACCUGGAAGCUGUACACCUGUUCCCUCGGCCAAUAAAGCGAGAUGAGCGCCGCAACCCCAGAGUCGGCCACGACUGGACCUAAUAGUCAGUGGUCUCUUUACCUUUAUGAUGUAAAUUUUGUUUCUGUUUCCCUUGUUCCACAUCGGAGAGACUUUGAUACACAGCUCUGAGCCCAUCUCCCCACUUGAAACUGCUGUGUUUGUAGCACUGCCAGCCUGGGCAGUGUGUUUGGGGGUCCUGGGCUGCCUAGCCAACAAGACCCCCUUCUCAGCCUGGCUGAUAUGGUCCCAAGGAAAGCAGAGCAGUAUGUUUGGCACCAGCUUGGCUGCAGGAGUUGAAUGAAGAAGGUGUGCAGGACACCAUCCAACCGUCUUAGAGACUCCACUCUGGAUUUGUGUGGGUUUCCCUCCAUAGCCUUUUCUUCUCCUGAACAUAACUCACGAGGCAGUGAAGGUUUAGGACCAGAGUUUUCCUUCUCGAUGGGCUCCCUUCCCCGGUUGACGAUCCCAUCUGCCCUUCACUUUCCUCUUCCGCACGGGCAGAAUCUGCCUUCUAGACUGUGGGAUUCACUGUUCUUCUCCUCCUCUCCAUCCACCAGGGCUUGACUUCACCUGCAGCAGAAUUCCCCAACCCACCAAGGAUUUGAGACCCAUCAGCUUUCCUCACCUGGUUUUGCCGGCCGGUUGAAGCCAUUCCUGGGAUUGUGGCCCCUGUUGCAUGCUGACAGCUUCUGGAAGGCACAGGUGAGAGCUGAGUGCAGGGUGGGGACCACCAAAGGUACUACCGCUCCCAUGACACCUCAUGACAUCAGAUAAUAGUGAUAUUUGAGACAGAACCGGAAUAAAUUCAUGUCUCUAGAAAUAACACAACUUCAGGCCAUCAAUAAAUGAACACUACAUAUUCAAGGUUGAAGUUUUCACUAGUACAGUUAUCCAUUUGCCUUUAAUAUGCAGCUUUUUCAGUGUCACUUUAGGAUAGUCAGAAGACAGGCACGAGAUCAGGCAGCACAUCAUUAUGAUAAGGAGCAAUGGGGGUGGGUGUUUCCAUCUGGGAUUCCCAUUUGCCAGCUGCUUUCCUUCAGCUUCUCCUGCUCUCUCCAUGCAAUGCAAGGCAUGUAGAUGGAGGUCCAUCUCCAAGAACAGGAGCUUCCCUGAGCACCCAUUCAACUGACCCCAAGCACCAAGCCUUGUCACUAGUUCUCUGACUGACCCAGACCACAGACCAAUGGAUAAGACAUAGCCCUGGGUCUCCAAAAAUGGUCCACAUGGACCUCCUGUGGCCAAUGGGACUGUGCAGGUGAUUCAUAAAGAUCUAGAGGUGGAUGGAGAAUUAUGAUGCAGAGGAUGGGGAAUGUCCAAAGGAACGAUGGAUCAGAUAAAGAGAGGGCCUGUUCACGGACAGAGAGCAGCUGCCUUUCCUGUGAGGAAACAAUUGAUUUGAAAAGGCUGUAUUCCAAGAUCAUGCUGCUUUAUUAACGAUGAUUGAGGAUUAUGAAAGGUGGUGAUGCAUUACUAUCAUUUGAUGACAUUGCUUUUUCAUUUCCAAAAAAUUGGGAACAUGGGUAGGACAUUGGAGAAUGUAGGAGAUGUUGAAAUAAGAGAAGGUGCUAAUGGAGCUUGAUGUGCUCUCUUUCCCUUUGUUCUCUUCCUUGAAACCCAAACAGGAUUUCCUUUCCUCCCACUCUGAAGAAGGUGAUGGAGAAGACAUUCAGAAUUCCAGGAAUGGGGCACCUUUCGUUUAAUUAGGAAUAGAAAUUAAAAUCUGUGAAAUGUGGAAUAUGCUUCAUUGAAUGAGCACACAUAGCUCACAUCAAUGACUCUAAGAGGGGAGAAGCCAUUUAAAGGUAUGGAGAGUGGGAAACAUUUCACUGAUAGUCGAAAACUUAGAACACAUCAGCGGACUCACAUGGGCAAGAAAGGAUUCCAAUGCAGGGAGUGUGGGAAGAACUUCAGUCAGAGAGGACUCCUCAAUAUACACCAGCGGACUCACACAGGGGAAAAACCAUUUAAAUGCAUGGAGUGCGGAAAAAGCUUCCGUCAGAGUGGACACUUAAGUGCACAUCUACGGACUCACACGGGUGAAAAACCUUUUAAAUGCAUGGAAUGUGGAAAAAGCUUCAGUCGGAGUGGACAUUUAAGUUCGCAUCUACGGACUCACACGGGUGAAAAACCAUAUAAAUGUAUGGAGUGUGGAAAGAGCUUCAGUAAGAGUGGACACCUCAGUAAACAUCACCAGACUCACACAGGGGAGAAACCAUAUGAAUGCAGGGAGUGUGGGAAGAGCUUCAGUCAGAAUGCAGACCUUAAAUUACACCAGCGAACUCACACUGGUGAAAAACCAUAUAAAUGUAUGGAGUGUGGAAAGAGCUUCAGUCAGAGUGGACACCGCAAUAUGCAUCAACGGACUCACACAGGGGAGACACCAUUUAAAUGUAUGGAGUGCGGAAAGAGCUUUAGUGAUAGUGGAAACCUUAGAAAACAUCAACGGACUCACACAGGGGAAAAACCAUUUAAAUGUAUGGAGUGUGAAAAGAGCUUUAGUGAUAGUGGAAGCCUUAGAAGACAUCAACGGAUUCACACAGGGGAGAAACCAUAUAAAUGUAUGGAAUGUGGAAAGAGCUUCAGUUUCGAUGCAGGCCUUAGAUCACAUCAACAGACUCACACAGGGGAGAAACCAUAUGGAUGUAUGGAGUGUGGAAAGAGCUUCCAUCAGAUUGGAACACUUAGAAUACAUCAACGGACUCACACAGGGGAAAAACCAUUUAAAUGCAUUGAGUGCGGAAAGAGCUUCAGUCGAAAUGGAUACCUUAGAACACAUCAACGGACUCACACAGGGGAGAAACCAUAUAAAUGUAUGGAAUGUGGAAAGAGCUUCAGUUACGAUUCAGGCCUUAGAUCACAUCAACGGACACACACAGGGGAGAAACCAUAAGAAUGCAUGGAAUGAGGAAAGAGAUUCAGUUUCAUUGCAAUGCUUAGAAGUCAUCAGCGGACUCACACAGGGGAGAAACCAUUUAAAUGCAUGAAGUGUGGAAAAAGCUUCAGUCAAAGGGGAAAUCUUAGAAAACCUCAGCAGACACACAGGGAAGAAACCAUUUAUAUGUAUGGAGUUUGGAAGCAGCUUCAGUCCGAGUGGAACCCUUGAUUUACGUCAACAGACUCCCACAUGAGAGAAACCCUAUAAAUGUCAAGUAGACAGAGGUUCAGUCCUAGUGGAAGUCCUACAUCAACAGACUCAUGGACAGGAAGAACUUUAACAGUUGACACCCUACAAACCCAUCAACCCUCAAAGAGGAGAAGCUGUUUAAAGGGAAAGAUUGCAGAAAGUGCUUUAGUUAUAAUGGAGUGUUUAAGGAACAUCUAAGGACUCUCAGAGGGGAGAACCCAUUUAGAUGUAUGGAGUGAGGAAAGUGUUCCUUUCAGAGUUUACCCUUCUUCACAGCAAUGAACUCAACUCAGCAGAAAAUCCAUCUUAAAAGCAUGUCAUGUAUUUGAGGUUCUGCUGUUUAUAUGUAAAACUGUAUAGUAAUGAAAUAAUGAAGGUAAUUUCUCACACUAGUGAGUAUAAUUUUAGAUGUAAGGUACCUUUUGAUAGUGAGGGGGAGUUGGUGAAUCUGGAUUUCUGGUGGUGAGUGAGGAUUAGGGCUGGGCGAUCUAUUAAUCUCAUCCUAUACCGGUUUCUAGACUACAUUGUGAUAACCGUUGGAAAACAAUGGAUAUGGCAAUACACCACUUAAUCCCAGUGUGUGUUUCUGGGAUGCUCAUUUGCCUGGAAGCAGGCAGCAGAAAGCUUUUCUUCGUGAAGCCCCUGCAGAUUCCGAGUUCCUGACUUCCCUCCCAGACGACAGGAAGCGAAAGACACACAUCCAUUGCCCUGUGUCCUUCCAGCCUCUUUCCUCCCUUGCUCCCUUCUGCCGGUUUGUGUGCCUGACUUAGAUAUCCUGUGUGCUCUAUUUUUCUAUUGCUGAAACUGGAUUUGCUCUCAGGAGCUAAGUUUUGUGCCUCACUGGGGACCCAGUGAGAACUGUAUGCUUUGAAAGCUCAGUAAACUAUUACUGAAGAAGUCCUGC